Messenger RNA from Syngnathus typhle (broad-nosed pipefish), 3291 nucleotides. It is a transcript of the gene trpc4b, whose product is annotated as transient receptor potential cation channel, subfamily C, member 4b. Gene Ontology annotation, molecular function: store-operated calcium channel activity; protein binding; inositol 1,4,5 trisphosphate binding. The transcript is spliced from 9 exons. The record is from RefSeq and is a predicted model, not a curated record. Gene Ontology annotation, cellular component: cation channel complex; membrane. Gene Ontology annotation, biological process: manganese ion transport; calcium ion transmembrane transport; regulation of cytosolic calcium ion concentration. The coding region runs from base 417 to 3071 and encodes 884 amino acids. Lineage: Eukaryota; Metazoa; Chordata; Actinopteri; Syngnathiformes; Syngnathidae.
UGCUGGACCACUUCUGACUCACCAUUACAAGCUUGUCAUCUUUGCGCCUCCUUGACAUUUUCUGCUUGUCCAGCGAGUGGCUACUUUGCACCGCCGAAAAGGUAAAGACGAUUUGCAUUGAUGGGGGGGUAAGAAAAAAAGAGGGCAUGCACUGUGAUGUCAUUCCAUUUUUUGGUCAGAUAUUACAAAAUGAGUUCAAUGAGAAGUUGCAAUUCUAGUUCAGUAUAGAAAGAUUUCAAAAAGGGUUAGGGUUCUACCUCCUAGAUGGCUGUCUGCAGCAUAUACUAUAUCAAAAUAGAAAAAACGUAUUAUUAUUAUUAUUAUUGCAUGCGAGCACAGUUUAAGACGGAUUCUCGCCAUUGAGACCAAAGCAAAUAAGAGGCGUGGUGAGGCAAGGCGGGGAAGGGAAGGGAACCAUGUCCCGGCUGUACUACAAGAAGACGGGCAGCCCCUCCUACAGCGAUCGCAUCCCCCUGCGCAUCGUGCGGGCCGAGCCGGAGCUCUCGGCCCUGGAGCGGGCCUACCUGGGGGCGGUGGGCAAGGGCGACUACGCCACGGUGAAGGAGGCCCUGGAGGAGGCCGAGAUCUACUUCCGCAUCAAUAUCGACUGCGUGGACUCGCUGGGGCGCACGGCGCUGCUCAUCGCCAUCGAGAACGAGAACCUGGAGAUCGUGGACCUGCUGCUCAGCUAUAAUGUGCACGUGGGCGACGCCCUGCUGCACGCCAUCCGCAAGCAGGUGGUGGGCGCCGUGGAACUGCUGCUCAACCACAAGAAGCCCAGCAGCGAGAAACAGCUCCCGCCCAUCCUGCAGGACAAGCAGUUUUGGGGCUUCACCCCGGACAUCACUCCCAUCAUCCUGGCGGCGCACACCAACAACUACGAGAUCAUCAAGCUGCUGGUGCAGCGAGGCGUGUCCAUCCCGCAGCCGCACGCCGUGCUGUGCGACUGCCUGGAGUGCGUGUCCAGCUCGGACGUGGACGGCCUGCGCCACUCGCACUGCCGCCUCAACAUCUACAAGGCGCUGGCCAGCCCCUCGCUCAUCGCCUUGUCCAGCGAGGACCCUUUCCUCACCGCCUUCCAGCUCAGCUGGGAGCUGAAGGAGCUCAGCAGGGUGGAGAACGAGUUCAAGGCCGAGUACGAGGCGCUGUCGCGUACCUGCAAACAAUUCGCCAAGGACCUCCUGGACCAGACCAGGAGCUCCAAGGAGCUGGAAAUCAUCCUCAACUACCGCGACGACAUCAACCCGCUGCUGGAUGAGAACACCAACGAUCUGGCCCGGGUCAAGUUGGCCAUCAAGUACUGUCAGAAGGAGUUUGUGGCCCAGCCCAACUGUCAACAGCUGCUGGCGUCGCGCUGGUACGAUCAGAUCCCGGGGUGGAGAAGACGGCACUGGGCGGUCAAACUGGUCACGUGUAUCCUCAUCGGGCUCCUCUUCCCAGUCUUGUCCAUCUUUUACUUGGUCUCGCCCAAGAGCCGCUACGGCCUGUUCAUCCGCAAGCCCUUCAUCAAGUUCAUCUGUCACGCCGCUUCCUAUUUGACGUUCCUGUUCCUGCUCUUCUUGGCGUCGCAGCACAUCGAAGCUCCGCAGCGGGACAUUCAGGGCCCGGCACCCACCGCGGUGGAAUGGAUGAUCCUACCCUGGGUCAUCGGUUUCAUCUGGACGGAGAUCAAGCAGAUGUGGGAUAGCGGUUUCCAAGACUACAUGGAUGACUGGUGGAACAUCAUGGACUUCAUUAUGAACGCGUUGUACCUUGCAACCAUUUCCCUCAAGAUUGUUGCCUAUGCAAAGUACAGCGGGCACAAACCCCGAUGCAGCUGGGAAAUGUGGCACCCCACUCUGAUUGCCGAGGCGCUGUUCGCCAUCGCCAACAUCUUCAGUUCCUUGCGCCUCAUCUGCCUUUUCACCGCCAACUCCCACCUGGGCCCGCUGCAGAUCUCACUGGGCCGCAUGCUCCUCGACAUCCUCAAGUUCCUCUUCAUCUACUGUCUGGUGCUGCUGGCCUUCGCCAACGGCCUCAACCAGCUCUACUACUACUACGGAACCGACGUGGGCGACAACUGCAAGGGAAUCCGAUGCAUGCAGCAGAACAACGCCUUCUCCACGUUAUUCGAGACGCUGCAGUCGUUAUUCUGGUCCGUCUUUGGCCUCGUUUCCCUCUACGUGACACGAGUGAAGCCGCCCCACGAAUUUACCGAGUUUGUCGGAACCACCAUGUUCGGCACGUACAACAUCAUCUCCCUGGUGGUGCUGCUGAACAUGCUCAUCGCCAUGAUGAACAACUCGUACCAGCACAUUGCGGAUCACGCGGAUAUCGAGUGGAAAUUUGCAAGAACUAAAUUAUGGAUGAGCUACUUUGAAGAGGGAGGAACGUUGCCGUCGCCGUUCAACAUCAUACCCAGUCCCAAGUCCUUUUAUUAUCUGACGGGAUGGAUACGAGCGCGUCUGUUUCACGUGCCCAGCGUCAGAAGACUUGAAACUUUUGAAAAUUUAGGGGUAAGUUCUUUGAUCAAAUCUUCCCGGACCGCUUCCUACGCUGACAGACUAACGGUGAAUUUACUUGAGCGAUUACAGAGGCGAGCGGCAAACAAUGUGCGAGUGAACCACGAGUAUCAGGAGGUUUUGAAGAAUCUCAUCAAGAGGUACGUGGCGGCGAUGAUCCGAGAUGCCAAGACGGAGAAAGGUUUGACCGAAGAAAACUUCAAGGAGCUCAAGCAGGACAUCUCCAGCUUCCGCUACGAGGUGCUGGGAAUGAUGCGGGGCAAAUGGCAAAGAGGCUCCAGGGUGGCCAGCUCCCCUUUCGCUUACCCGGGAAACUCCUUCAAGUAUUCCCCCAAGUUCUUCACGGAAGAGUCGCAGCAGAGGCUGGAGGUGUUUGAGCUGAGCGGCCGCGGGCCCGGCCCGGGCGACGCCGCCACCGCCGUCAGCCCCGAGCAGACGCACGCCAGGCGGGCCUCUCAGAACCGCUCCGAAAUGGGCUCAAAGUGUUCCGACAGCGCCGAAAAGCAGCAGCUGAAAAGUCCCAGGGUGAUAGUGCAAGUGGCACGGGAGUUGGAGGAGGACCUUUCCUGAGAGCUGCAACCUGCUGGACAUUGAUGACCUCAACAAUGUUCACUCGGGGCCACACACAUAUACGGGGUUCGAUCCCCCGCUUUGCGAUAACGUACGGAAUGAAGACGCUUUCCCGGCCGGCCGUGUUCUCCUGAGCUCGUGCGCUACGUGAAAAAGUGCUGACGUGUGGAAAGUGAAGAAACAAGAAAGUAUUAAACUAAGUUUAUUACUUCUCCUCAAA